GGUCAAUCCGUGUUCUCAUCGGGAAUGUUGACCACUACGGACUGAGCGAGAAAAGCAAUACUUGCGCUACUAUUGUCACGGCUCUACACAUUCUCCUGGCAUGCUUGUGAUUUCUCUUUAAUCUCAAAAGAAGAUAUAACCAGGCGUCCCUGUCCAAGCUGAAUGUGACCAAGACGGUGAGAGACCGGAGGAUUCAGAUCAUGGCUGUGGCCGGUUGCCCCGAUUACUUUCUACACCAUCCAAAUUACCAGCAGGACAAAGUAGACCGAACCACCAAUCACAACCCAGCAGAUCUGAUCGGGCCAAGUUUCCAGCAGUCUACCAAUCACAAACCAGCAGAUCUAAUUGGACCACGUUUCCAGACGUCUACCAAUCGGAACUCCCCUAACCAUCAAGAUGACGAUGUGGAUCUGGAGGCGCUGGUGAAUGACAUGAACUCUUCCUUCGAGAGCCUAUACACCACAUGCAGCCUGCUGACUGACUCCACCCCCUUACUGCAGAAUGGCCAAUCGCAGCGCCCGGCCGCAACCAAAGAGGCCUGCACGCUGCAGUCUGUGUCGCCCAAACAAAACCUGCGAAGGUCCCAGCCAAUGCACAUUCUCGCCUUCAGGAGACUGCAGGAGGAGGAGGAGCAGCUAAGGACUUCCUCCCUGCCAGCCAUCCCUAACCCCUUCCCAGAGCUGUGCAGUCCAGCCAGCUCCCCUGUCCUCAGCCCCGGGUCCCUCCCACCCUGCCCACCCUCCUCUGGAAAACACGUGAUAAGGAUCAGCAGUGAGGAUGGGAUGGGGAAGGCCCUAGAGAUCCCAGUGGACAUGACAGCCAGAGACCUGUGUCAGCUGCUCGUCUACAGGAGCCACUGUGUGGACGAUAACAGCUGGACCCUGGUGGAGCACCACCCUCUUCAGGGGUUAGAAAGGUCUCUUGAAGACCAUGAACUGGUGGUUCAUGUCCAGGCCUCCAUGUCUGUAGAUGGCGGCAGACUGCUCUUCAGGAAGAACUACGCCAAAUAUGAAUUCUUUAGAAAUCCCUUGACUUUUUUCCCUGAGAGCAUGGUUGCCUGGUGCCAGGAGAGCAAUGGUACGAUUCCACCAUCUCAACUCUUACAGAACCUCCUGGCGCCCAACAGCUGUCCAGAGAUCCAGGGCUUCCUGUUGGUCAAGGAGCUCAGCAGGAAGUCCUGGAAGAAGCUCUAUGUGUUCCUGCGCCGCUCCGGCCUCUACAUCUCCACCAAGGGAGUGUCCAAGGAGCCAAGACAUCUGCAGCUGCUGGCGGACCUGGAGGACAACAACCUGUUCACCGUCACCACUGGCAGGAAGCUUCACUGUGCUCCAACAGACUACCAGUUCUGCAUCAAGCCCAGUAAAGGCGGCUGUGAGGGGCGGGAGCUGCGGAUACUGUGUGCAGAAGACGAGCAGAGCCGUACUUCCUGGAUGACCGCCUUCCGGCUCUUCAAGUAUGGAAUUGUUUUGUAUCAGAACUACAAGAUUCCUCAGCAGAGAAAAAACUUGCUGUUCACAGGACCAAUGCGGAGCAUAUCAGAAAACUCCCUGGUGGCCAUGGACUUCUCCGGGCGUAUCGGCCGUGUGAUCGAGAACCCAGUGGAGGCCCAGAGCGCCGCGCUGGAGGAGGCUCAUGCCUGGAGGAAGAAAAGUCAGAGACUGAACACAGCCAAUCCCAGCCCCUUACAUCAUUCAUCUUUAAGCUCAGUGAUUCACAGCACCCAGCUGUGGUUCCAUGGCAGGAUCACGCGUGAGGAGUCCCACAGGAUGGUGUACCAGCAGGGCCAGGUGGACGGGCUGUUCCUGCUGAGGGUCAGUCAGAGCAAUCCCAAGGCGUUCGUCCUCACUCUGUGCCAUCACCAGAAGAUCAAACAUUUCCAGAUUUUGCCGUGUGAAGAGGAGGGACAAGUGUUCUUCAGCCUUGACGACGCCGCCACCAAGUUCACUGACCUCAUCCAGCUGGUGGAGUUUUACCAGCUCAACAGAGGAGUCCUGCCUUGCAAACUCAAACACCCAUGCACCCUUGUGGCCUUAUGACCCUUGACCUUUGACCUCCAGCCUCGGACUUGACCUGACUGCCUGAAAACAAGUGACAGUUGUUUUUUGUGUCCAUGAGAAGCAGAAGCUGGAGAACGAACUCAUGUAAGAGCAGCCAUCAUGGUUCUGUCCCUGGGAGAGGCUAUCCGACGAGAGAAUGGAUUCAUUACGAGAGAAUGGAUUCAUUACGAGAGAAUGGAUUCAUUACGAGAGAAUGGAUUCAUUACGAGAGAAUGGAUUCAUUACGAGAGAAUGGAUUCAUUUGUUGUGUUUGUAUCCCUAAUCGUCAGUUUGGUAUUCGGUCAAAACUGUUUUGUUUGUCAACGAACAAUUGCCGUCAUUUAAAAAAAAUAUAUUUUUAGAUAGUCAAACCAAUUAGAUCUCUGCACUUGGAAUAGCCUUACUUCCAGUACUGUAUCCGAGUCCUUUGUCCCUGUUGUUAGUGGUGUUGGAGAGCAUGAGACACACAUUCUGGUGUCAGGGUCCUGGACGGUGCAAGGCAGGGCCUGAACACUGGACGCAGACAAAAUGACUGCUCACACUAGGACACAAACAAUAAGGAUUAACUUUAUUUUUUUAGGAACUUGUCCAUCAAAAGCCUAAAUGUGCUUUUAGGUUUACUAAUUAUGUUAAUCUAAAAACCAGGUGUGAAAUCUCCUUUGAUUGGCUGUCUGUGUGUUUAAAGGGGCGGCCUCUAUACAAGCUGCUGUGAAAGUGAUCAUAAAUGUACACGUCGUUAACACUCCUGUUUUUAUAGUGAUAGUGUGGGAAUAUAUAUUCAAAUGAUAUGGAACACUAUUUUCAUUGUUUUGUGUUAUUGUUAUCAUGUGGAUGGCCCUUAAAACAAGUGGUAGAACUGAAGAACACAGCUGUGAACUGGAGGAAGAUAGAUGAAUCACACUGGGUA
This is a messenger RNA of Osmerus eperlanus (European smelt), 2943 nucleotides long. RefSeq names its product growth factor receptor-bound protein 10b (gene grb10b). Bases 201 to 2036 code for a protein of 611 amino acids. Gene Ontology annotation, biological process: negative regulation of Wnt signaling pathway; insulin receptor signaling pathway; negative regulation of insulin receptor signaling pathway. Lineage: Eukaryota; Metazoa; Chordata; Actinopteri; Osmeriformes; Osmeridae. The record is from RefSeq and is a predicted model, not a curated record. The transcript is spliced from 17 exons. Gene Ontology annotation, molecular function: insulin receptor binding.